This is a messenger RNA of Ilex paraguariensis (yerba mate), 648 nucleotides long. The record is from the annotation of a GenBank genome assembly. NCBI's taxonomy places the organism in Eukaryota, Viridiplantae, Streptophyta, Magnoliopsida, Aquifoliales, Aquifoliaceae.
AUGGCCGAGAACAAUGUUCAGAAUAUUUACUAUGAAUAUGAACUUACAAAUAGCAAAAGAUACUUUCUUUAUCAAAACUUUUUUGAGUCAAAGCGUUCGAGUAUCGCCAAAGAGUAUCUUCUGCUUCAGGUGGCAGGAUCGGCAGCUUUAAUAUCUCCAGCUAGUGAGAAGAAAGCAUGGCUCAUUUUAGCUUGGGUUAGCACUGUAGCAGGCAACCUCUCACUCAUGGGAUCAGCUGCCAACAUAGUUGUGUGUGAGCAGGCUCGACGUGCACCCGAUGGUUACGAUUUAUCUUUCUGGAGCCAUCUCAAAUUUGGAGUUCCCUCCACACUCAUAGUCACAGCAAUUGGNACCCGAUGGUUACAAUUUAUCUUUCUGGAGCCAUCUCAAAUUUGGAGUUCCCUCCACACUCAUAGUCACAGCAAUUGGCUUGGCAUUUAUAAGAUGAUGACACAAAUGUUCUUAUGCUAGAGACCAAUCUUGUAUAUUACAAUUUCAUAAAGAAAAUUAACAAAAAAUAAGUAAAGAUUAAGUCACUUUUGACUGUGGUCCGUGGUGUCACGUGGAAUUAUUUCGUUGCACUAAGAGUCACUUUUGGGAAAGUGGUUAUUGCAAAAGGUUUGGUCAAUGUGAAGGACAAUUGAUCUC